This is a messenger RNA of Diorhabda sublineata, 514 nucleotides long. RefSeq lists its product as uncharacterized. The record is from RefSeq and is a predicted model, not a curated record. Lineage: Eukaryota; Metazoa; Arthropoda; Insecta; Coleoptera; Chrysomelidae. Bases 67 to 438 code for a protein of 123 amino acids. The transcript is spliced from 3 exons.
UAACGAUAUAUUGAAAAAGUAUAUAUUGGGAAUGAGUUCAACCUCUACUCAAUCAAAUCCUUGAACAUGUACGCCAAAAUCGCUUUAGCAGCUUUACUCGUAUGUGCUCUGUACAGCAGAGCCUACGGUAAUUUAGUAAGUUGUGAAGAUCCCGAUGAACCCGGUUUGCUCGUUAGUAAGAUUUAUGAAGAACCUCCAAAAAAAAGUAAUUUCACACUGAGGGCACCGGAAUAUGGAGAAACAGAGACAGCUAUCUCCUGUAUCUUCUUUGAUUCUUCAGAAAACUUCAAUGUUGUAAUAACAGACGGUGGUCUUGGUAAGAACUUUGUAGAGUUGCAAAUUUCUCCAAUCGAUGAGGUCGAAGACGAUCAUCACCACCAUGACGACCGCGAUGACAAGUACUAUUACGAAUUGAACGUAUACAGAAAGCCUAACUAGUUGAAUAUGUAUAAAUUAUAAUGUGAAGCGGUUAAAAUGUUUAUUGUGAUAAAUAAAUAAAUAACAUUUUUCGCUA